GUUUUUCGUUUCAUUUUCCAUUACAACAUUUGAAUUAGUUCAGCCGGAAGUGAUAAACGAUUGGGUCCACACUACGAAUGGAGAAAAUGUCCAAACUUUGCUGAUUAUUGACAUAUGAUGCAAGACUCAUAGAAGACUCAUGGAUGUCAUAGAAGACUUGCAAAACAUUCUACUGGUUGUGCUAGACUAUCUUGGGAUAAAUGUUGAUGAACUGGUGAGGAAUAUUCGACGUAAUAGGGAGAGAGGUGUGAGGAGACGGAGCCUGGUUCGGCUCAUUGCAUCCAUCCUACCCCGCAAACCUGCCAGAAGAAUAAGAUUGCAGAGUCACCUGCUUGGCCCAAGUCAGCUGGUUUAUCGCCAUGGCAGCACAGAGAGUAUUAACACUUGUUUCUCCACCACUUCCUCUGAGGAUCUUCAGUGGGUGGAGGAGGACUGGGGAGAAAACUGCAUACACUACAGGGUGGAGAAGAGGGACAGUGACGAGGAAUGUGAUAUCAUAAAUGCUACCGAUGAUGCCACAUUCUUGAUACAGCGGAAGGAGAUGACAUCUACUCCUCUGAAUCAGUCGUUGUCGAUGUUGUCUAACAUGACGCAGGAUGCCAGCACAGUGUUGAAGCUAACAGCCAUGGAGGAAGAGCUGGCAGCACUACGCAAACAGAUAGCGCUGCUUGUACUCACACAGGAGACAAAUAAAUCUAUCAGAGUUGAUCCUGACGGCGCCAGCAUCCCUCUCCCAGCAGUUUGUCCCCCUCCUCCUCCUGCUCCUCCACUUCCCCCUUCCUGUCCCCCACCGCCUCCUCCACCACUCCCUCCACCGCCACCCUCCACAGCUGUGCCUGGUAUAAAGCCUAAAGCAAGUGGGAUGUCUCUAGCAGCUUUGCUCAAACAGCAAAAGUCAGGUCUACAGACAGCUGAGGAUUCCAAUCGCCCCAGCAACAGCACUGCGACAGAUGGAGUGCCAGACAUGUCACAGAUCCUCAAGGGGCUGGGAACAGUCAAACUAAAGUCUAUCAAAAGAUCUCCAGGGGGUACACCAGUACGAGGGAAGCCAAACUCAGACUCACUUGACGCUGCAUCUAUCAUAGCUCAAGCACUGAAGAAGAAGUUUGCGCAUCGCAGACUGUACAGCCCAGAACUCGACAAGGAGAACAACCCUGACUUCAGCUCUCCAGAUAUGAGCCCUAGACUGCCAUUCGGUCAACAUAUUCUCAAGAAGACCAGACGAAGAUCGUCUCUAGUUAAAGACACCACCCCAAAGAAACGAUCUUCCCUUUCAAGAGAUGGAACUCCUAAGAGGAGAUCUGCACAUAACAACUUGACUCCCACAACUCAGGACACCAGCGCCUCCACCCCUACAAACGACUCCUCCACCUUCACAGACACCACGCCUGUGGCACAGAGCUCACCGGUCCUGAAGAUCCGGAACUCGUGAUUACACUGUACCGAGAACAACAGAAUCAUGUGAUAUGGCUUCAGGUACACAACUGUGUUAUUAGAGGGAGAUAUCAAGCACUUGUUCAAAGCAUGGAUAUACACAAAUUACACAAUCGCACAUCUCAUUUUUUCAACACACAUCCCAACUCUGGUACCUGUGACAUUUAGGUCAUAUGGUACUCAGCUUUUCCAGUCUUUGUGUGCUGCUUGAUGACUUCCUUUAAGUCAGUUGUGAAGAGGUGCAUGUGUGUUUACCUGAUAAAUGAGCUGUAUUAUAAUUAGUGCUGAGGAUACUGUUCUAAAAGUCAAGGGCUCAUACCUGUCGUUUACUUGUAUCCAUAUAUUCUCUGCUGAUUUUUAUGUUUUGUUGUAGAGACACUAUAUUAUUGCAACCUUUGAAAGUCACUCUUUUGGCUGGCUCAGGACAAUUAAGUUGUGCUGAAGAUAUGUAUAAAUCCCGUACAUAGUUACUUUUGUCUUGUUCAAGGACUCGCUACAAACUCUGAGGACUAGGGAGUGAGUGAGUGAGUUUAGUUUUGCGCCACUUUUAGCAAUAUUCCUGCAAUAUCACGGCGGGGGGACACCAGAAAUGGGCUUCACACAUUGUACCCAUGUGGGCAUUACGCUGAGGACAAGGGAGAAGACAAAUUUCUGAGGCUGUGUAGAAAUGAUAUAGAUGAGUUCAUAGCAGUAUAAAACAAGUGCUCAGACAGACAAUAUCUUUUAUGUCUCAUUCUUAUUAAAUUGGGGAUGUUGAUAAGUGGUUGUUUAUCACGACCAGGUUGAUUUCACAAAGAUGUAAUGAUCUUUCAUGGUGCUUCUACUGUGAUAUUUAAUUUCUAAAACCUUGCUCAUUUUUAUUUCUUUCAUAGAAUCUGCCUUACUAAAAGCAGGUUAAAUAAACACUUCUCUUAUC
Molecule: messenger RNA, 2350 nt
Organism: Haliotis rubra (blacklip abalone)
Lineage: Eukaryota; Metazoa; Mollusca; Gastropoda; Lepetellida; Haliotidae
Product: mitochondrial fission regulator 2-like
Exons: 9
Coding region: 140-1432 (430 amino acids)
Biological process (GO): mitochondrial fission; aerobic respiration
Cellular component (GO): mitochondrion
Source: RefSeq, a predicted model, not a curated record